This is a messenger RNA of Camellia sinensis, 975 nucleotides long. NCBI's taxonomy places the organism in Eukaryota, Viridiplantae, Streptophyta, Magnoliopsida, Ericales, Theaceae. The record is from RefSeq and is a predicted model, not a curated record.
AUGGCAGAUUUAGCCUUUGGAAUUUUGGCUCCAUCAUCGACAACAUCAUGGGCCAGAAAUUUCAAUCCAAAUGGCUCCUCAAUCUUGGGGCGAGUUGCAAUUAAAAAGGGCCAACCUGAAGCCACCUCAAAUCUGGGUGGUGGCAUGUCGACAACAACUGGGCUCCCCUUUGAUAUGGAAACCCAAUCCUUUGGCAAAUUGGAAGCAAAUGACAAGAACAAGAGCAAGGUCGUGGAGGCCUCUCAAAGAGCCGAGCCCGAGGCAGAGAAAAUAGCAAAUGAGCGUGCAAGAGCCAACGUCGAGGCAGAAAAAGCGAAGAGUUCUGACCGACUUAGGUCGGCUGCUAAAGAGAGGUCAAACGCAAGCGAAGUUGCGCUCAAGUUAGCCAAGGAGGCGAUUGCCAAUCUAGAAACUGAUUUGGAAGAGUCAAAGAAAGAAAAGGAAAUAGCCGACAUCGAGAUUUCCAAAGCGUUCCAAGCUGGGAAGGACGACGCCUUGGAGAACUAUGUGGAGGAAAUUUUGCCACCAGAAGUUCAGCAGUCCAUGGUCGGCCGGGCUGAUUACGAACUUUUUCAGGAGGGCGUUCAUGGAGCAGUAAAGGUUUUGUACACCUCCUACGAAAUCGGCAUGCAUCUUCGUACCGCACGAAGAGAGAUAGAGCAAAGGGAUGCUCACAUUCAGAGCUUGCAAGCCAGUGCGGAGAAGGCUGAAAAUGAGCUGAAGAAAGCCAACACCUCAGAGACUCAUUCAGCGAGUCAAGUGAAUCCAAUUGUCGUGGAGCAAGUAAACCUCCAAAUUCUGGAUCACGUGAUUGCCGACCGAGAAACGAUGAGUAUGUUCGCAACAGAAUCUGCGAAGGCUAGGCCCUAUGAAAAAGGCUUCCAUGACGGCCAAAAAAUUGGAAUAGAGAAGAUGAAGGAAAAACUAGCCAAGGAAGUCUAUCGAUGCAAAAAUCGCGGAUUUAAGCAUGGAUGA